AUGUCGACAGACGUGGAGAAGCUCGGUCGCUGCUUGGUUGACUUCGCGAAGGCGCCCUCCUUUUUCAAGGGCUCGGGUAAAUCGGGGGGGUUCGGCAAGUCCUCCAACAUCCUGAGUCAGCAUCGCAUGUGGUCCGAGAUAUCUAAGGUGAGGCCUUCGCUGAGUUGGAGCAAGCCCGAGGCGACGGAGGCGAUGGGGGUCGUGCUCAAGGAGCGCAAGGAAAAUUGGAAGGAGUUCAAUAAGGAUGACGAGACGGAUUGGCUCAGCAAGAUGCCGAAUCGUUUCAAGUUCGUUUGCAGGGCCAUCAACCAGGCGAGGCUCAAGAAGACGAGCAAGUGGGUCCACAAGCUCGGUCUCGCCGCCGCUUCCAAGGAGGGCGCCGCGGCGCAGGCUGCUGUCAAGGAGCCCGACUCCGACAAGCAGCAGGGCGUCGACGGCGCCGUUGGCGCGUCCGAGGACAGCCUCAAGCAUGAGGGCAAGUACGUAUUGGGCUUCUGCCGCGAGCACAUGAAGGCGUGGAGGUGCAUGCCAGGUCAGAAAAAGGAGUUCACGAAGGACGUCAAGAAGCCAGAGGGGUCCACGCCAGAGGACCCAACCUUGGCAACGUGGUCCGAUGGUUUCAAAGCUCGCAUCUUCCAGUUGAGUUGCGCCGAGUUCGACGCGAUCGAGGACACCGAAAAGGUUAGCACCUCCAGGGGUACGUAUGUCUGGGAGACUCGCCCGACGGAGAACUCGCGCAUCUGGGUGAGCAGGCCUACCUCGAAGAACAACGUGUUCUGCGCCCACUCCAAGGUCGACGGGUCUCAGAGCCAGAUGUGCCAGGUCAAGGCGACGGCGUUCGGGGAUGACGAGGAGCAGAUCAAGGAAGCCGAGAAGCUCGCAGUGAAGCUCGCUCAGAAGUUGGCGUCCACGGAGGACACAACCAAGGAUAUGCUCAAGGAGCUCAGGGACAAGGCGCUGCCCACGCCCACGAAGGUCAAGAGGCUGGCGAGCCAGACCGACGGCAAGCAACCAGCACCAAAGAAGGCCAAGAGCAAGGCGAAGGCCAUUCCACCCUGUCAGGCGGAGGCCGCGCAGCCCGUCGUGCCAGCCGAGCCCGUCACGCCAACGCCCGACGAGGGGAAGAUCACGGAUUUGCCAGGGAGCGCCUCGGCCAACGAGUCCGAGUCCGAGAAGGCGGCCAUCUCACACAAGUGCGGGUUCUGCGGCGAGGAGCCCACGUGCCUGGACAUCUUCAAGAAGUACAACUUGUGCACGGCGUGCUACAAUGAAAAUAUAUUUGGUUGA
Molecule: messenger RNA, 1287 nt
Organism: Prorocentrum cordatum
Lineage: Eukaryota; Dinophyceae; Prorocentrales; Prorocentraceae
Source: the annotation of a GenBank genome assembly